Coregonus sp. 'balchen' is the source of this 19383-nucleotide messenger RNA. The record is from the annotation of a GenBank genome assembly. NCBI's taxonomy places the organism in Eukaryota, Metazoa, Chordata, Actinopteri, Salmoniformes, Salmonidae.
ACCAUAUCUUCGAGAUGACAUUAAAGCAAAGAAGAUCACCAUGUCUACAGUGAAGGACGAUGUAAGUACUGUAGCUAAUCCCUUUCCUCUCCUCCUUGACAAGAACUCUCUCAAAGCAAGCCUGGCAGUUUGCUCACUCAAUUAUAUAGUGAGGCUUGAAUUAUAAUAGGUACCGUGUGGCUCAGUUGGUAGAGCAUGGCGCUUGCAAUGCCAGGGUUGUUGGUUUGAUUCUCAACGGGGACCAUUAUGGAUUUUUUUCCCACGGAAAUGUAUGCUCUCACUACUGGAUAAGAGUGUCUGCUAAAUGACAAAUAUAAAAUGAUAAUUAACUGACACGUUGAGGUCUGUGUACUGUUCAUGCAAAGCAGGAAAGAGUUACUAACUAUAUCAACUGAUGUUUUGUAAUUACAGCUGGCCCAGGGAAAAGAGAACCAGGGUCCAAAUGCCCUCAAGAUGAAAAAGGAAGCCGUGAAGGUUCAACCUCUUUCCCAAACCACUGGCACCCUCUGCAGUACCACCAAAAAACAGAGCUCCACCAACGGUAACACUCUGCGUCUCCUCUCUGCAGCAUCGGUUACUGCACGUCUCAACGUGCUCAAAGGCAUGACAAAGACUUCUGCGGUUGCCCCAUGUCACUCAGCCAGCCUGAAGACUGCUCCAGCCAGAUCACAAUCCACUGUCCCUACCAAAAGAUGCCCAGGCACCACCAACCAUCUCAGAACCCAGCCUAAUCCAGCUGUUAAAAUCUGCAACACACGCCCUAGCUCAGCCAAACCCCUGGCAAACGCUGGUAGAACACGUUCAGUCAGCACAACCAGACCAAAGCCAAAUACUACUGGGAAACCCGCUAACACACUCUGCACAGCUAGCACACGGCCCAUUACAGCUAGCACACGGCCCAUUACAGCUAGCACACGGCCCAUUACAGCUAGCACACGGCCCAUUACAGCUAGCACACGGCCCAUUACAGCUAGCACACGGCCCAUUACAGCUAGCACACGGCCCAUUACAGCUAGCACACGGCCCAUUACAGCUAGCACACGGCCCAACACAGCUAGCACACGGCCCAACACAGCUAGCACACGGCCCAACACAGCUGGCAGUGCCAGAAUGAGUCUGAGCAGAAUGGUUAAAUCCAAGACCGGCCUUGUGUCUGUCCAGGUGCAGCCUAGAAGCACCACGGUCCCUGCUCCAGCUUCAGCCCCCUUCACCCCCUCUGUCCUGAACAGAGCAUGCCCAAGCACCAUCCCAGUCCCAGCUCUGACCCAAAAGCCACCAGAUACUACUCAGAGGAGAACGACUGAUUCCAGACCACUCCCAGGGAGAUCCAGUAAACCAGCAGGGCAGAGACAACCUGUCACUGGACCUAAACCCACCAUCCAAGGCCCCUGCUGGUCCUGGUCCCAAGACUGCAGCUACGAAGCCAGGCGAUAGGAGGACAACCGAAACCUCUGGCAGAGUUUCCAUCCAAGAGGUUGAGCGUAUUCAGAGGGCUCCAUCACAGCACAGGGCCGAGGCUAGAGGAGCAGGACCCAACACUCAGAUAUGGAAGCCUGCCUCUCGAGCCUCCACCGGGAUAACAGGAAACCAAUGGCAGGCCAAGGCUCUGCGUAGGGCCAUGCAUGCAGCUGUGGCUGAGAUGGGACAGAAAAGCAGCGGCGAGGAAAACCGAGGCAGGGUGGAGAGCAGGAGGGCAGACACUGACACCAAGAAUGAACCCAAUGCUCCAUCGCCCUCAUCAGCAUCACCAGCGUGUUGGCCUAGGCCUAACAGGAGCACAGUGAAUGGUGUGUGGAUCCCCCAGAUGGUGCCUCGCUCUGCCAGAGUGUCCAGCCAUGGCCAGGAGGAGGUGGGGUGGGAGGCUGGUGUUGGCCUGAAGACACCCAGAGACCAGGCCAGGGUCGUGCCCAAGACAGAGGGCCGCAGGAAGAUGACAGCUGCCCAGGAGGAGAGGAUGUCAGUUUGUUUUUUAUUGUAAAUUAGAUCAUUACUAGGAAGUAGAAUACAGUACAUUGACAUGUUUGUGAUUUAGCAGACAAUCUUAUACAGAACAACUUGAAAUCUUAACAUGUUCACCUCUAGACUGGUUGAAUAAGGCCUUGGCUUACACAGUGCACAUAAAUACUUUGAAUUUUGUUUGUUGAAAUAACAAAAUAAGAUCAAGAUAACGUUGUCAUUUCACUCCAGUAAAAGGUAUGUAUGUGUGUUGGUAUCGUAGCGUAUGAAUGUGCUGGCCCUUUUCCAUUAUACCACCAUAUUCUUUCCACCCAGCACCUCGUCAUUCAAUAUAGUGUGGUUGAAUUGGACUACAAACAUCUGACUUUACCCCAAAAUGUUACUGAACAACCUUCUAUUCGACUCUGUGUGUGUGACUCCAGGCAGAAGCUCCAGGAAUGGCGUGAGAACAGGGGCAUCUCCUACAAGCGUCCCCCCAUGCCGGUGAGGCCUCCUCGGGUGCGGCGCACCGUGGCCCUCCCUCAGGCCUACUGGGACGGUAUGGAGGAGGAAGUUGAGGCCAAGUCUCUGGUUGGAGUUGUGGACAGGUGCCUGGCUGACUGCAUCAAACUGCUGAUUGAGGUGUGGCGGAGGAAUGGUUUCGGUCAGAUUACACGCUUUGACAUGAAUUUAAAAUGUAUGACAAAUCAACUGGGAGGUUGGUUGUUAUCUUUAUGAACCCUGUACAACGUUUGUUGGAUUUGUCAUAGAAGCAAACCAGUGUGUUUCCCACUGUUUUUCCAGUUACUGUUCUGCCUGUCUAAACUCUAGUCUAGACCAUGUUCUGUGUAGCUCAGCUGGUAGAACAUGACGCUUGCAACGGUUGUGUUUUCCAUUUCCACAGGGGACCAGUGCGAUCAUAUACAGUGGGGGAAAAAAGAAUUUAGUCAGCCACCAAUUGUGCAAGUUCUCCCACUUAAAAAGAUGAGAGGCCUGUAAUUUUCAUCAUAGGUACACGUCAACUAUGACAGACAAAAUUAGAUUUUUUUUCUCCAGAAAAUCACAUUGUAGGAUUUUUUAUGAAUUUAUUUGCAAAUUAUGGUGGAAAAUAAGUAUUUGGUCAAUAACAAAAGUUUCUCAAUACUUUGUUAUAUACCCUUUGUUGGCAAUGACACAGGUCAAAUGUUUUCUGUAAGUCUUCACAAGGUUUUCACACACUGUUGCUGGUAUUUUGGCCCAUUCCUCCAUGCAGAUCUCCUCUAGAGCAGUGAUGUUUUGGGGCUGUCGCUGGGCAACACAGACUUUCAACUCCCUCCAAAGAUUUUCUAUGGGGUUGAGAUCUGGGGACACUCCAGGACCUUGAAAUGCUUCUUACGAAGCCACUCCUUCGUUGCCCGGGCGGUGUGUUUGAGAUCAUUGUCAUGCUGAAAGACCCAGCCACGUUUCAUCUUUAAUGCCCUUGCUGAUGGAAGGAGGUUUUCACUCAAAAUCUCACGAUACAUGGCCCCAUUCAUUCUUUCCUUUACACGGAUCAGUUGUCCUGGUCCCUUUGCAGAAAAACAGCCCCAAUGCAUGAUGUUUCCACCCCCAUGCUUCACAGUAGGUAUGGUGUUCUUUGGAUGCAACUCAGCAUUCUUUGUCCUCCAAACACGACGAGUUGAGUUUUUACCAAAAAGUUAUAUUUUGGUUUCAUCUGACCAUAUGACAUUCUCCCAAUCCUCUUCUGGAUCAUCCAAAUGCACUCUAGCAAACUUCAGACGGGCCUGGACAUGUACUGGCUUCAGCAGAGGGACACGUCUGGCACUGCAGGAUUUGAGUCCCUGUCGGCGUAGUGUGUUACUGAUGGUAGGCUUUGUUACUUUGGUCCCAGCUCUCUGCAGGUCAUUCACUAGGUCCCCCCGUGUGGUUCUGGGAGUUUUGCUCACCGUUCUUGUGAUCAUUUUGACCCCACGGGGUGAGAUCUUGCGUGGAGCCCCAGAUCGAGGGAGAUUAUCAGUGGUCUUGUAUGUCUUCCAUUUCCUAAUAAUUGCUCCCACAGUUGAUUUCUUCAAACCAAGCUGCUUACCUAUUGCAGAUUCAGUCUUCCCAGCCUGGUGCAGGUCUACAAUUUUGUUUCUGGUGUCCUUUGACAGCUCUUUGGUCUUGGCCAUAGUGGAGUUUGGAGUGUGACUGUUUGAGGUUGUGGACAGGUGUCUUUUAUACUGAUAACAAGUUCAAACAGGUGCCAUUAAUACAGGUAACGAGUGGAGGACAGAGGAGCCUCUUAAAGAAGAAGUUACAGGUCUGUGAGAGCCAGAAAUCUUGCUUGUUUGUAGGUGACCAAAUACUUAUUUUCCACCAUAAUUUGCAAAUAAAUUCAUUAAAAAUCCUACAAUGUGAUUUUCUGGAUUUUUUUUCUCUAUUUGUCUGUCAUAGUUGACGUGUACCUAUGAUGGAAAUUACAGGCCUCUCUCAUCUUUUUAAGUGGGAGAACUUGCACAAUUGGUGGCUGACUAAAUACUUUUUUUCCCCCACUGUAUGCACACACUACUGUAAGUCGCUCUGUAUAAGUACAUCCGCUAAAUGACUAACAUGGAUCCAUUCUGUGACAUUCCUCUGAGACCGAUGGGGUGGUGCGUUUCAGUGGAAGAGGCCAGCACAACAGCUGAAUGACUAACAUGAAUCCAUUCUGUGACAUUCCUCUGAGACCGAUGGGGUGGUGCGUUUCAGUGGAAGAGGCCAGCACAACAGCUGAAUGACUAACAUGAAUCCAUUCUGUGACAUUCCUCUGAGACCGAUGGGGUGGUGCGUUUUCAGUGGAAGAGGCCAGCACAACAGCUGAAUGACUAACAUGAAUCCAUUCUGUGACAUUCCUCUGAGACCGAUGGGGUGGUGCGUUUCAGUGGAAGAGGCCAGCACAACAGCUGAAUGACUAACAUGAAUCCAUUCUGUGACAUUCCUCUGAGACCGAUGGGGUGGUGCGUUUCAGUGGAAGAGGCCAGCACAACAGCUGAAUGACUAACAUGAAUCCAUUCUGUGACAUUCCUCUGAGACCGAUGGGGUGGUGCGUUUCAGUGGAAGAGGCCAGCACAACAGCUGAAUGACUAACAUGAAUCCAUUCUGUGACAUUCCUCUGAGACCGAUGGGGUGGUGCGUUUCAGUGGAAGAGGCCAGCACAGCAGCUGAAUGAAGACCUAGCCCUUGCACAAUCCGUUUUGGGGUUGCUUUGUGUGUCGUGUUUUUUUUCUUCUUCUGAAGACACAAAUAUUAAUCUAACACACGGUCAGGUCAGAUGAUUGAUGUAGUUUAUAUUAUUUGGGGAAUAAUGUCCUAAUAAAACGUACGGGGCUUUGGUCAAAAGUAGUGCACUAUGUAGGGCAGUGGUUCUCUAACCUCUCCCUGGGGACCCACAUAUGUUUCACAAUUUUGCCGUAGACAAAUGUCUCACUUUGGUGAUUCAGUGAAUCAGGUGUGUUGAGUGAAGGCUUAAGAACCACUGAUUGUAGAGUAUCGGGUGUCCUUUGGGGUGCAGUUGCACUGCGAGAGCAAGACGUUUGGAGGAACACGUAUAUUGUUCCGUAGGUGGUAUUCAUUAGUGGUGCAACUCUUACAGUGUGUGUGUAAGACGUGUACAGUCGUGGUCAAAAGUUUAGAGAAUGACACAAGUAUUAGUAUUCACAAAGUUAACUGCUUCAGUGUUAUGAGAUAUUUUUGUCAGAUGUUAAUAUGGUAUGCUGAAGUAUAAUUACAAGCAUUCCAUACGUGUCAAAGGCUUUUAUUGACAAUUAUAUUAAGUUUAUGCAAAGAGUCAAUAUUUGCAGUGUUGACCCUUCUUUUUCAAGACCUCUGCAAUCCGCCCUGGCAUGCUGUCAAUUCACUUCUGGGCCACAUCCUGACUGAUUGCAGCCCAUUCUUGCAUAGUCGAUGCUUGGAGUUUGUCAGAAUCUGUGGGUUUUUGUUUGUCCACCCGCCUCUUGAGGAUUGACCACAAGUUCUCAGUGGGAUUAAGGUCUGGGGAGUUUCCUGGCCAUGGACCCAAAAUGUCGAUGUUUUGUUCCCUGAGCCACUUAGUUAUCACUUUUGCCUUAUGGCAAGGUGCUCCAUCAUGCUGGAACAGGCAUUGGUCAUCACCAAACUGUUCUUGGAUGGUUGGGAGAAGUUGCUCUCAGAGGAUGUGUUGGUACCAUUCUAUAUUCCUGGCUGUGUUCUUAGGCAAAAUUGUGAGUGAGCCCACUCCCUUGGCUGAGAAGCAACCCCACACAUGAAUGGUCUCAGGAUGCUUUACUGUUGGCAUGACACAGGACUGAUGGUAGCGCUCACCUUGUCUUCUCCGGACAAGGUGUUUUCCUGAUGCCCCAAACAAUCAAAGGGGAUUCAUCAGAGAAAAUGACUUUACCCCAGUCCUCAGCAGUCCAAUCCCUGUACCUUUUGAAGAAUGUCAGUUUGCCCCUGAUGUUUUUCCUGGAGAGAAGUGGCUUUUUUGCUGCCCUUCUUGACACCAGGCCAUCCUCCAAAAGUCUUCGCCUCACUGUGCGUGCAGAUGCACUCACACCUGCCUGCUGCCAUUCCUGAGCAAGCUCUGCACUGGUGGUGCCCCGAUCCCACAGCUGAAUCAACUUUAGGAGACGGUCCUGGCGCUUGCUGAACUUUCUUGGGCGCCCUGAUGCCGCCUUCACAACAAUUGAACCUCUCUCCUUGAAGUUCUUGAUGAUCCGAUAAAUGGUUGAUUUAGGUGCAAUCUUACUAGCAGCAAUAUCCUUGCCUGUGAAGCCCUUUUUGUGCAAAGCAAUGAUGACGGCACAUGUUUCAUUGCAGGUAACCAUGGUUAACAGAGGAAGAACAAUGAUUUCAAGCACCACCCUCCUUUUUAAAGCUGCCAGUCUGUUAUUCUAACUCAAUCAGCAUGACAGAGUGAUCUCCAGCCUUGUCCUCGUCAACACUCUCACCUGUGUUAAUGAGAGAAUCACUGACAUGAUGGCAGCUGGUCCUUUUGUGGCAGGGCUGUUUUUGGGGGAUUAAGUUCAUUUUCAUAGCAAAGAGGGACUUUGCAAUUAAUUGCAAUUCAUCUGAUCACUCUUCAUGACAUUCUGGAGUAUAUGCAAAUUGCCGUCAUCAAAACUGAGGCAGCAAACUUUGUGAAAAUUAGUAUUUGUGUCAUUCUCAAAACUUUUGACCACGACUGUACGUGCAUAACCUGUGGCUACUAUUGUCACCGGAUGAGGAAGGUCCCUUUGUUUUUUGUGUGUGAGGUGAGCUGUGGGAUUAAUUUCCCGUAGCAAGAAAAUAAUCCAUACGGCUACAUAUCGGGAUACGUAAUAUUUUUGCCCUAGUUUGCUAUUCCUGCACCAAAACUUUCUUCAUAGCAUGUUCUCCAUCUUUUUAAAUAGGGAGCCCAUUAAUUUCCAUUACUUAUUUCCAUUACUUAUCAAAAGUUGUUUUCUCAUGGCUCUCUUGUCACUCUGCAGCAGACAUAUGGUGAGCAAUAUGUUUGGAACAUCGAAUCGCAAUAAAAUCACAGUAUCGAAUGCAAUACAUAUCGUAUCGGCACCUACGUAUCGUGAUAAUAUCGUAUCGUGAGGUCCCUGGCAAUUCCCAGCCCUAGCAAGAAUAUAACUUCCCAAAGUUCACAUGGAAGCAAGAAAAAGUAUAAUUUCACGUAGCAAUUUUGAAGAGAGAAAGUUGUUUACGGUAAUACGAUGGGAAAGUGACUGCCCAUUUUGUGCAAUAAUUAUUUUCUGUUUUUUUUGGGGGGGGGGGUUUGUUGCUGCUUGAAGACCAUUCAAAAAAAAGUUUAAGCAGAUGUGGUCCCACUUCCCAUGGUAUUGUAGACUGACCAUGGUUGUCACCCCUCUGUUGUCCAGUCUUUUAAACAGACGGAUUUGUAUGUUUUUUUUAAAAUUAUUAUGCUAACUAGAUUUCCACGGGGGUGCAGACAUCGACUCGGGGUUAACAUGACCACGGUUGUCACCCCUCUGCUCUCUGUUGUCCAGUCUAUUAACAUGACCUGUGGUCGCCCGUUUAAAAGUCACGAUAAUAAUCUCCUCUCUCCUGAAGUGUGCAGUUAUCACCAUAUUUGUGAUACCUGUCAUUUCCUUUCAAAUCAGUGAAGCUGAAGUGAACACAUGCACACUUUGGGAGGAAGCAGAGAUAAUUUGGACGUAGGCGAGAUGUUCAACAUCACUUAUUUUGGGAGUUUGAUCCGUUCCUACACACAUGGUAAACCUCGAGACCAAACAGACGAGUUGGUUGACCCUCAUCUUUCCAGCGUGGCCUGCCUGGCUGGCGGCCCCCUUUACUGUUACCAAAUCCAACACUGCCAAUUAACAUAAUAUUUGUGUAAUUUGUUAACAGUCUUAAAGAUUUAGUAAAGAGACUUAAAUGUCUCUCUUCUGUGUGUCUGACUGUUUCUGACUCUGUUUCUGACUGUUUCUGUGGCUCUGAGUGUUUCUGGCUCUGUUUCUGACUGUUUCUGUGGCUCUGAGUGUUUCUGGCUCUGUUUCUGACUGUUUCUGUGGCUCUGAGUGUUUCUGGCUCUGUUUCUGACUGUUUCUGUGGCUCUGAGUGUUUCUGGCUCUGUUUCUGACUGUUUCUGUGGCUCUGAGUGUUUCUGGCUCUGUUUCUGACUGUUUCUGUGGCUCUGAGUGUUUCUGGCUCUGUUUCUGACUGUUCUGGGCUCUGAGUGUUUCUGACUCUGUUCUGACUGUUUCUGGGCUCUGAGUGUUUCUGCUCUGUUUCUGACUGUUUCUGUGGCUCUGAGUGUUUCUGGCUCUGUUUCUGACUGUUUCUGUGGCUCUGAGUGUUUCUGGCUCUGUUUCUGACUGUUUCUGUGGCUCUGAGUGUUUCUGACUCUGUUUCUGACUGUUUCUGUGGCUCUGAGUGUUUCUGGCUCUGUUUCUGACUGUUUCUGUGGCUCUGAGUGUUUCUGGCUCUGUUUCUGACUGUUUCUGUGGCUCUGAGUGUUUCUGGCUCUGUUUCUGACUGUUGCUGUGGCUCUGAGUACGUUGCUUUGUCUCUGACUGACUCUGUUUCUGACUGUUUCUGUGGCUCUGAGUACGUUGCUGUGUCUCUGACUCACUGUGUUUCUGACUGUGUCUAUCUGUGUGUUUUCUCUGUGCCUCCCCACAGGGCUGCCCGUCCUCCCAGGUGCAGGAGAUGCUGUCCACUGUGCCCAUGGCUGAGAAGUUCUCCAAGUACUGGAUCUGCCAGGCCCGUCUGAUGGAGCGCCAGGGCAACCUGGAUGUGCUGCCCCUGUUUGAAGAGGCAGUACGCGUGGUGUUAGAGGUAUAACAUACUCCUUUUACCUUCUCUCUCUACCUCCAUCCCUACGACUCUGUCUCUCUCUACCUCCAUCCCUACGACUCUGUCUCUCUCUACCUCCAUCCCUACGACUCUGUCUCUCUCUACCUCCAUCCCUACAACUCUCUCUUUCUCUACCUCCAUCCCUACGACUCUCUCUUUCUCUACCUCCAUCCCUACGACUCUCUCUUUCUCUACCUCCAUCCCUACGACUCUGUCUCUCUCUACCUCCAUCCCUACGACUCUCUCUCUCUCUACCUCCAUCCCUACGACUCUCUCUCUCUACCUCCAUCCCUACGACUCGGUCUCUUUCACUCACUCAUAUAUUAGACCUCUGAAGAAUUCUCUAAACAAAAUUAGAGUUCCCUCCCUUGGUAUCUAUUUCAUUUAAACUAGUAAUAUGAUGGUUUGGUAUCUAUUUCCUCUCUCCAUUCUCUCAUUUAGCCAGUGGAUGAGCUGCGGACUGUUGUGUUUGAGAUGCUGAAAAAGAAGGAAGAGAGACAAGGUAAUGAGGAAACUAUAAAGACAGCAACAUCCUGUCUCCUUGCCUCUUCCUCAAAAGGUAUUGGAGAAGAAGGUCAGAGGGGAGGGACCUUGGACCUUCUCCUCCAAUACGGUUGAAAAGGAAGUGAGGUAAGACCAAUUGAGAUAGAAAUUUGAACCAGUCUGAGUUUGAUUCCCCAUCUGAACUUCAUGCCUCUACAAGGUCCAUCUCACUAAUGUGGCAGUUUUUACACUUGUUUAGGAUACUUUGUUGUUCCUGCCAAAACCAGCACCUAGAUCUAGGUAGACACACUGCUGUGUCCAUGGUUUUCUCUUUCUGCUGUCCGUACCAGGGUCACGCAUGUUGAAAAUGUUCAAAUCAGUUUGUAUUUGCUAUUAUUGGAAAGAUUGAGUAAAGAUUAUUUCCACUGUAGAGAUUGUGGAAAGAAUCCAACCCAGAGGCUCAAAUCCCAAAAUAAUGUAUUAUGGUUAUUGCCAUGCUGCUUCCAUUUGUUGCGUCAGUUCCAAUAUUUUCAUCAUAUUUGAAUCAUAUUGUCGUCAUGGCUUUUGACUGCUAAGUAAUUUGCCAGACGUGCAGUGAGUAGUUGGGUUUCAUAUUACUGAACAUCUGCUGAAAGCCCUCUGACAUUGGAUUUCACAACAAAGCAGAUGAAGGUUUCUGACUCAUAUUACCAGUUACUAGUGAUUAAUAUAAUGUAAUACGCAUUGAGAGUGGAUAUGCAUGGAUGUGGAGACAGGUUUUGGAGACAGGUAUUUUUUUUUUAGGGUGUAGAUCAGCUUUAAUAUUGCAGAUAGGUUGUAACUUCCAUCAAUGUAAUUGUCUGUAUCACUUCCAAUCCCCCAUUUUUUUAUUUUUUUUUCCUCGUAUGGGCUUCCAAGUGGCGCAGCGGUCUGAGGCACUGCAUCUCAGUGCUUGAGGCGUCACUACAGACCUCCUGGUUCGAUUCCAGGCUGUAUCACAACCGGCCGUGAUUGGGAGUCCCAUAGGGCAGCGCACAAUUGGCCCAGCGUCGUCCGGGUUUGGCCGGUAUAGGCCGUCAUUGUAACUAAGAAUUUGUUCUUAACUGACUUGCCUAGUUAAAUAAAGGUUAAAUAAAAUAAAGAUAUACAUACAUUCAUAUACACAUGCAUAAUCACAUCCUUUAAAAAAAUAUAUUUCCCUUUAUUACUUUCCAACCCCUUCCCUAAUUGGAGUAAACUAGUGAACAACAAUGCUUAGGCCUCUACUUCCAGCUUAUACAUACUAUAUACAUUUUAUGGACACAGUCAAUUUGACAAUUCUAUUUUGUUUGUUUUUACUCCUGAACUUCCUCAACCUCUCAUUUUCAUGAUGUCCAUCCGGUUUGCUUCUUUAUGCCAUAUCUUUCUAACUGUGCUCUUUCACAAAAGCUCUCAACCUAUAAUCUAUAUACUUAUUAUGGACACAGUAUGAUUACAUUAUUAGUUAUCUUGUUGUUGUUGGUAGUUGUUAUUAGUCCCAUCCUUCAGCUCCAUUCAACACCACCCAUCUAUCUCUUAACACCAUCCUUAUUGGAUUUUUAUUUGCCAUAUAUUUUUUGUCUGGUCGUCACUAGUAACCACAGCAACAAAGUCAUAAACUCCACCUAUUUCUAUAAUGUAUCUUCUUAAAAUCUGAUGUUAAACCUAACCUUAACCACACUGCUAACCUUAUACCUAACCUUACAUUUGAGUUCUCCCAAAUUGUUACGAUAUAGCCAAUCUACAAGUUUGUGGCUGUGGUAACUAGUGGAAGGGCCGCACACUAUUUUUAUGCUCCUAAUUCACAGUUUGUCAAUAAAGCGGUUUGUCAUAAACAGGAUGUGGGCUUUCAUGCCUCCCACAGUGUCCCAAUGUUCCAGCGUACAGGUAUGUACCUGCAUCAGUUGGGACAGGUUCUGACUAGAAAGACAAAGGGGGGUACAAAGUCAGUUGCACAACUGUCGUAUCGGGUGAAUGGUGGCCAUUAUCGCUGUCAACAAAGAGUCUGUUCAAGCUGCAUCGUGUUAGAGGCUUUUAUUAAAAUCACGAGGUUACAGCAUAAGUACAGACCCGCGGUGUCCGGAGAACGGCUCCUCAGAUUGCCAUGGCCGUUCUGCCCUUUCUGUAGUCUAGCCCCUAUUUAUAAACAAUGAUCUGUCUGUUGUACGUGACGUUACACUAAAACAUAUACUAACAUAAAGAACAUUCCAUUUCUUCAUGAAAAACAUUUAACAAAGACAUAAUCUUCAUAUACGAUACAACUGAAUGCAUUCCACCAAAACGCGUCUUCCGCAUUCAUCCCAAUUGGGAGAGCAAACCUGGUGGCCAACUACAAGAAACGUCUGACCUCUGAUUGCCAACAAGGGUUUUUCCACCAAGUACUAAGUCAUGUUUUGCAGAGGGGUCAAAUACUUAUUUCCCUCAUUUAAAAUGCAAAUCAAUUUAUAACAUUUUUGACAUGCGUUUUUCUGGAUUUUUUUGUUGUUAUUCUGACUCUCACUGUUCAAAUAAACCUACCAUUAAAAUGUAUAGACUGAUCAUUUCUUUGUCAGUGGGCAAACGUACAAAAUAAGCAGGGGAUCAAAUACUUUUUUCCCUCACUGUAGUAGUAGUAGUAGUGUCAUGAAUGGAUUUACUACACCAGAACAUUCUGAUAUCCUGAAGAGAUGGGUGGAUAUAUUUGAAUUGGGACCAGUAAACGGCGAUGCACUUCAAUGGAUGCCAUUUAGCAGUAUGUGCACACUUCUCAGCAGUUGACUAUAACAACAUUGUUAUUAUUCCUACUACUUCCAGGUCAGUCUCCCAUAGCAUCGGCGCAGGAGCCUGUGAGUGAGGAGGAUGAUGUUUUGGAGCUCGACUCUACACCAGACCCCAUGGCCACACCCACAGCUGUCAAAGCCCUGAUCCGUGGUGACCGAGGAGGCUCGUCUGUGGUCAAGUACAAGAUCACCGCCACACCAGGGUACUCUAUGACCUCUGACCUGACUGCCUAUGGCCUCUUCCUCCUGUUUGACCUUUCUAUGAUCCGGUGACCGUCAGCCAUUUUUUAAAGCUACAACCUGAUAUUUGAAAAACAACAAAAAGGCAGCCCCGCUACUUGUUUAGAAAUACAGUCAUUUUAAGUUAAGCAGAGACUUGCAUCUGUAUCUCCAGUCUGUCAGGUCCCUGCCUGGCGUUAACCCCUUACACUAAGUAGAAAUUGACCUACAUUGCCUUCGGAAAUUAUUCAGACCUCUUGACUUUUUCCACAUUUCGUUACAUUAUAGCCUUAUUCUAAAAUUGAUUAAAUUGUUUUUUCCCCCCUCAUCAAUCUACACACACUACCCCAUAAUGACAAAGCAAAAACAGGUUUAUUGAAAUAUAUGCACAUUUUAUUUUUAAACCCCAGAAAUAUCACAUUUACAUAAUUAUUCAGACCCUUUACUCAGUACUUUGUUGAAGCACCUUUGACAGUGAUUACAGCCUUGAGUCUUCUUGGGUAUGACGCUACAAGCUUGGCACACCUGUAUUUGGGGAGUUUCUCCCAUUCUUCCCUGCAGAUCCUCUCAAGCUCUGUCAGGUUGGAUGGGGAGCGUAGCUGCACAGCUAUUUUCAGGUAUCUCCAGAGAUGUUCAAGUCUGGGCUCUGGCUGGGCUACUUAUGGACAUUCAGAGACUUGUCCCAAAGCCACUGCUGUGUUGUCUUGGCUGUGUGCUUAAGGUUGUUGUCCUGUUGGAAGGUGAACCUUCGCCCCAGUCUGAAGUCCUGAGUGCUCUGGAACAGGUCUUCAUCAAGGAUCUCUCUGUACUUUGCUCCGUUCAUCUUUCCCUCGAUCCUGACUAAUCUCCCAGUCCCUGUCGCUGAAAAACAUCCCCACAGCAUGAUGCUGCCACCACCAUGCUUCACCGUAGGGAUGGUGCCAGGUUUCCUCCAGACGUGACGCUUGGCAUUCAGGCCAAAGAGUUUAAUCUCUGUUUCAUCAGACCAGAGAAUCUUGUUUCUCAUGGUCUGAGAGUCCUUUAGCUGCCUUUUGGCAAACUCCAAGCUGGCUCACUGACCAAGGCCCUUCUCCCCCAUUGCUCAGUUUGGCCGGGCAACCAGCUCUAGGAAGAGUCUUGGUGGUUCCAAACUUCUUCCAUUUAAGAAUGAUGGAAGCCACUGUGUUCUUGGGGACCUUUAAUGCUGCCAAAUCUGUGCCUCGACACAAUCCUGUCUCGGAGCUCUACAGACAAUUCCUUCAACCUCAUUGCUUGGUUUUUGCUCUGACAUGCACUGUCAACUGUGGGACCUUUAUAUAGUCAGGUGUGUGCCUUUCCAAAUCAUGUCCAAUCAAUUUAAUUGACCACAGGUGGACUCUAAUCAAGUUGUAGAAACAUCUCAAGGAUGAUCAAUGGAAACAGGAUGCACCUGAGCUCAAUUUCGAGUCUUAUAUCAAAGGGUCUGAAUACUUAUCUAAAUAAGGUAUUUGUGUUCUUUAAUUUUGUACAUUUGGAGAAAAAAAAUUUAAACCUGUUUUCGCUUUGUCAUUAUUGGGUAUUGUGUGUAGAUUGAGGAAAACUGAAAUGAAUCCAUUUUUGAAUAAGACUGUAAGAUCUAACAGACUGAAUCCAAACAUUACAAUGUUGAUUUUAUGUGCAUUUUACAUUUACUGUAUUUUUCUCCGCAUUUGUUAACAAAAAAUACCCUGGAUACAUUUAGUAACAUAAUAAGAAUAUUCAUGGCAAAUAUGGGGUAGGUGGAACAUAAGACACAAAUUACAAGGAUUUAUUUCAAGUCUCUAAACUCAACAAUGCAGUUAACAAUAUAAUACAACAAAAUAAGGUAGAACAAAAACAGAUGAGAAAUAAGAAGAAAAUAACAUAAGUGAGCAUACUAAUAUAUAUGGUCAGUCAGUUCCGGUACUAUAUUUACAAUGUGCAGGGAUACUUGAGUGAUGGAGGUAUACACUGAGUGUACAAAUCAUUAAGAACACCUUUCUAAUAUUGAGUUGCACCCCACCCUUUUGCCCUCAGAACAGCCUAAAUUCGUCAGGGCAUGGACUCUACAAGGUGUCAAGCGUUCCACAGGGAUGCUAGCCCAUGUUGAUGCCAAUGCUUCCCACCGUUGGUGUCAACGGUGUUGGACCAUUCUUGAUACACGUGGGGAAACUGUUGAGCGUGAAAAACCAGCAGCGUUGCAGUUGACACAAACUGGUGCGCCUGGCACCUACUACCAUACCCUGUUCAAAGGCACUUCAAUGUUUUGUCUUUCCCAUUCACCCCCUGAAUGGCACACAUACACAAUCCGUCUCAAUUGUCUACAGGCUUAAAAUCCUGUCUCCUCCCAUUCAUCUACACAGAUUUAAUGGAUUUAACAGGUGACAUCAAUAAGGGAUCAUAGUAGAGGUCUGCACUUUUUUCACCCAGCCUGGCAGUCUUGCAGCUCGAGGUGGGAUAGGGUAUAUAGGAUUCAUAGUUCUUUGACUUUGUGUGAUUUAAUUUAUCAGCUAUGAAACAAAACAGCAGAAUUACUUUGAAAACAGCUACUGCAGCAUUUGUUUUACUAUAAAUGUGACUACUAAACUAUUUCUAUUCACAAAUGCGAGUGAAAUGCUCACACUGUGGAGCCCUUACCAUAUAUAUAUUUUUAAUGGUGCACAAGACACGGGUCUGAUUCGCCCAUGACUAAGUGGACUAAUCCAUUGCGGAGGCCACGGGGAUGGCGCACAGUCCAUCACUCUAAGACGUGAUACUGAAAUUGUUUAUGGUAAUAUUAUGUAAAAAUCAUGGUGUAACACUAAUGUAUCUAAUAUUAUUUUAUAACAAAUACGCUUUCUCCCACGAUGGAUAUGGUCGCUGUCUGCGGUUCUGAAACAUAAUCUUCAGUGCGCCAUAGAGUUGGCGCCUUUCCUCAUGUUGCUAUGUGCAUAAUAGCAAAAUUAACCAGCAUAUUGGGAUUGAGAACAAUAGUCCGGAGGCAGCAGCAGCAGAGACGAGGAAACAGCCGUUGCCUUAAAAGCCCUAUUCGGACGGGAUUAGUUUUAUUGGGGGUGGUCGGGUGAUUUUUAAUUAUUUGCACAAGCAGAGAACACCACAUCUGUCAUUCUAGUCCCGUCCGAAUCUGUAAUGUCAGUCAUUUGUGCAGGGCAGGAUAGUUAACAAUUCCAGCCAGAAUAACCUACUGUUGUUUUGGCAAACUCAAAGGUCCUCUGAUAAUACUAGUCCCGUGCGAAUCAACAUCCUUGUGUUUUGAGAUAAAUGUCUGAGUAUGACAGGUGUUGCUCACGGUUUUCAGCAAGAAAGCAAUAACUGAUUCGAUAAAUUGAACGAAGUGCUGCACAUAGUCUAUACUGUACCCCUUGCUGUUAAUAGAUCACAAAGCAGCAUACAACUUACAUAAACGUUUGGAAAUGAUAAGUUCACUUUCGCAUCCAUAACCUUAAAAUGCAUCUCAAGUGCAAUGUUUAGCUCACAUCUGAAGGCUGGGGGUAACUUAGGACGUCUACUGCGGAUCGCUAAAAUAUCGUCAUGAUUAUGAUCACAAUUCAAAUAUAAUGACGACACUAUACCUAAUAUGAUUUGGUAUGGUUUAGAAACUUGGGAACCUUGCUCGAGUUAUCAGUGUAGCCCUGUUAACGUCUGGACUUAUAAUGGAAAUAUCUAUAAGGCAAAAAGUCGUAACUGUCAAUUCUUUGGGAAGAAAAUAAUUACACGGGGCAGUUUGCGCUAAAAUAUCGUAAUGAUUAUGAUCACAAUUCAAAUAUAAUGGCGACACUAUACCUAAUAUGAUUUGGUAUGGUUUAGAAACUUGGGAACCUUGCUCGAGUUAUCAGUGUAGCCCUGUUAACGUCUGGACUUAUAAUGGAAAUAUCUAUACGGCAAAAAGUCGUAACUGUCAAUUUUUUGGGAAGAAAAUAAUUACACAGACAUUCUGGGGUAAUAAUUACAUAACCAAUGUUUUGUAGUAAUAGUAGUCCCAUGUGAAUAGGGCUUAGCCUAGUUGUCUAAGAAAGUUGAGCGGGAAAACCCCAAAAAUAAUGAGGUCUAUAAUCAAUCAAUAGCCUAACGGUUAAAUGUGCCUGGCUAUACAAAUCAUCCAUAUAUAUCUACAGAAAUAAGACACAUCUUGCUUCUGUUGCCUGUUUGAGUGUUUUGCAACUGCAAAAUGUCAGAUAAAGCACUUUUCACAGGUUUGGCUGUUUUUAAUCUUUGCUAUGGAGUAAUAACAGCUUUACAAAAACUGUUUCGUUAGAACAGACUGGUAUUACUUAUACUUGCAAACAUGCAGAAAAAUAUGAUUGUAAUCUAACACCACCUGUUUGUCACACAUAAUAUGCAUGCAGCUCUCGCUCCUAUACCCUCCUUUCUCUUGAUCUCCUUAUUGUUAUUAUUAGUUAUUAUUAUGAUCAUUAUAAUAAUAAGUCAUGUCGUUAUCAUUAGUAGGCUUUGUAUAGUAGCCUUGUAUAACCACCAUCAAGCUGUAGGCCUAAGAGCGCGUCCUGUUUAGUCUUAAUACCUUAACUAACUUAGGUCAAUAUCUCAAUAUAUAGGCUACUGUAUCAAUCAUUCAUUCGUUCAUGCCAUCACACAACAUAUGUGACAUUAAUGCUUUGAAAUGUAAUUAAGCAUUUUAGUUUUUUAAUUAAAUAACACAGGGAGCUUAGAAUAAUUAGCCUAAACGAUAAAUAAACUGCAAUUCACGAAUGCAUUAAUCUGUUUUUAGUCUGCUGUAAUAAAUUGUUUCUUUUUUUUCUUUAGAACAGACUCUCUGGUACACUUACUUAGUGUUUACACUGUUCCAAAUGGUCAGAAAAGGUUAUAAUAUUGUAAUCUAACAGCAACUGUUUGGCACACACGAUACUCACGCAACACUUGCUCCUAAACCCUCCUUUUUCUUGAACUCCAGUAGCUUCCAAAACUAAGUCAAAUGUCUUCCACAGAUCUGACUUCCCCUUUCCCUCCUGAGCAACCAGUAAACAUUCACCCGUUUUAGAGUUUCUUUUUUAUGUCCUCCACAUCCAUUUUUCUGUUGACAUUACUGUGUUCAAAGUUUGUUAUAACCAUUUUAUUGAUUAUGAUAGGGCAGGCCCUAUUGGUCAGUAGGGAGGAGAGCGAGACAACGUGUGCCAGUCACUCGCUGUCAUUGUUUUUAACAGUGUGGCCAUCAGGCUCUCUCUUUAGUCAUUUGUGUCUUUAUUUAUUUCAUCAUGUUCCGUAUUCCCAUCAAUCACCUUGUCUAUGUUCUGAUUGGCACCCUAUUCCCUAUAUUAGGGCUGGCCCCAACUAACACAAAUCUUGGUUGACCGAAAGUUGUCUGUUCUUUCAACUAAUCGAGGGCGCCAGAGAUCUAUAAAAAAACCUUAACCUGACCCAAUUAUUCUCCUCCAGCUCCUGCUGGCUUUCGCAGAUUCUGCCAUUACUCUCCUGAAGUUCCCAGUAAUAGGCUUCACUAGGAGUCGGCAACCUUUCUCAUGUGGAAUGCCAAUUUAUCUUACCCUUUCUACCGAUCUGCGUGCCAGUUAUGGUUUUCAUAUGCACAUUUUCAUGAAACAGUUUCAUUUAAUUUAUAAUGUCUUCAUAUCUCAAAAUCAUUGUAAUGUGUCUAAUCAAAAUUCUAUCCAAAUCUAAAUGAAAAUGAUACGAACCUAAAAAGUGACUUAUAUUGCCAUUGCCAACUAUGUAAAAAAUAGCCUACAUAAAGCCAACAAAUAAUAUUGCAGCCUAAAGGUAGAAAAUAUCCUGAUUUUAAAAACAAAUCUCCUAUAAAUCACAUUGGCUACACGGUCGACCAACAGCUUAACGACCAACCAGUCGAAUAAUUGGGGUCAGCCCUACCCUAUAUAGUGCACUACUGUUGACCAGAGCUGCCAUUAAUGACCCAUCACCAUGUGUAGUUAACGUGUGUCUGGGCUUGUAGCCCAUCACUAUGUGUAUGUACUGUAAACUGUUCUCUUUGAUCUCUCCCACCCGCAGUGGCUUCAGGAGCCAGCAGAGAGAGGCGACGUUGGCCCGCAUGGUGGAUGGACAGGAGCUGAGGUUCUUCACCCCCGUCAGGCGCUCGGUGAGGAUCGAGAGGUCUGUGCUCCUCUACCCCGCCUCCCUGCAGGAGCACGACCACUGUGUGGCCUCCUUCAAUGACCUGAUGGCCCAGGAGGAUGAGAGAGAGGGGGAAGGAGGGAGGGAGGGAGACGGAGAGGGGGGAGGCAGCGCCGGGCCCAUCCCCAACGACCAUCUGUACGUUUACAGAGAGAACGAGGCUCUGAGAGACAAGGUCAACAUCCAGCUGGUCUACGCUGAGGAAGAAGACUAAAGGACUGUGUCCUCCUAGUAGUUUAAAGUGGUUUCCUCCUGCUUUACCCUGAUCUAAUAGUACAGGAUGAUCUCAUUCACCAUCUGGGAAUGUAGCUUUCACCUGUACAGUUGUAUGUCCUUCAGUACAGAGUCACAUUCCUUAGUAGAAAGCCGUAGUAAAACAAAAGGUUCUGAAACACACCUGGGGAGAUGGGUUUGUCAAUCUAGACUUUUCUGUACAGAAUCCUGCAGGAAGAACCUGUCUAUCCAAUACUCAUUUGUAACUGUCAAACCAAAAGCAUCCAUUUACUUUUUAGAUUGAAUAGUGUUUUUUAAUGCAAACUGUGGUUAAGGUUUUUAUUUUUUAGAUUGUACAAACUAGCUUGGUUUUGUUGAAAAACAAAAAGAAUGUGUUGGUAUUUUAGAUGCAUGAAUGAUGUAC